Molecule: messenger RNA, 1178 nt
Organism: Astrephomene gubernaculifera
Lineage: Eukaryota; Viridiplantae; Chlorophyta; Chlorophyceae; Chlamydomonadales; Astrephomenaceae
Source: the annotation of a GenBank genome assembly
AAAUGCUCAGCUUACACCAUUUGGAACUUCAAGCUCAUACUACCGGUACUUCAAAAUCUUAUAAUCACAGGAACUAUUCGCAACCAUGCUGACAGUAUUUCCAAGAUGGGCUCUGUGCUAUGAUUGAAAAUUGGAGGCUGAGACGGGCUGAGACUCCAACAAUUAUAGUUCCCUUAUAGAGGGGAAAAGCCUUUAGCUUCUUUGCUGUCAGCUUUGUGUUAGGUUCUGCUGCCUCCGGCGCCUAACACCUCGCCAACCGCUGAAUAAGAAUGGGUUGCGGCGCAAGCGCACAAAGAGAAAACGACGUACCAAUUACACGGGUUGUUCCGUUGCCGCAAGCAGUUUCCGAGGCCAACACUUUGACGCUGACAGGCGGCUCCCAGGAAUUAGGCAACGGCGGGAUCUCACAAUACAGCAAGGCGUCCUUAGACAAGGUCAACUCGCUUACAGACCGCGCGUCGCCAGAACAAGUGCUGCAGGCUCUCUUGGACGGCAAUGCACGGUUCAUAAGCGGAGCAAGCGUCCAUCCGCACCAGGACUUUUCUCGAGUGAAGCAAAUUUCUGUUAAGCAAAAGCCGCUCGCGGCAAUCCUUGGAUGCGCAGACUCCCGUGUACCAGCUGAAAUCGUUUUCGAUCAGGGUUUCGGCGACGUCUUCGUCUGCCGCGUUGCUGGAAACAUAGCAACGCCGGAGCAGGUAGCAAGCCUCGAGUAUGCCGUCCUGCACGUCGGGGUGAAAGUGGUUAUGAUCCUUGGACACACGAAGUGCGGAGCCGUCCACGCGGCGUUAUCGGGCAAGGCCUUCCCCGGCUUCAUCGACACCCUGGUGGGCAACUUGGACGUGGCCAUCGCGCGCGUCGACAGCGUAUCAGCCAAGGCGCAUCAGCGUCUGCUGGACAGCGAGGAGGAGCGGCAAGAAAAGGUGGUCCGGGAGAACGUCAAGUACCAGAUCCAGCGCUGCCAGCGCUCCACCAUCAUCCAGGAGGGGCUGCAGCGGGGCAAGGUGCUGCUGGCGGGAGCCGUGUACGAUCUGGACACCGGUCGGGUGCAUGUGAUCGUGACGAAGGGCGGCACGAGGUGAUGCGGGUUUCCAGGGUUCCAUUCAUCAGCCGGGCAGAGGGGUUCGGUUUGGGUUAUACAGGGUGUGUAGGGGUUGGGUUUAGAUGAUUGGCGCAGUCAG